GGUACAAGGCUGCAGAGGAAAGCAUGCAGAGGGUGAUAAAUUUGGGACCCCAAUACUGAGGCAAGGAAGCUGAUUGGGGAUACGGGUUUGUUGGACCAUUUGCUCAAACACAUGGCGGGCAAGGUGGAGCCCAGAGGUUUAGGCGGCGGCACAAUGCUGAUGGAGCCAUGGAGUAUGCAGUGCUGCUAACAAUGGAGCAAAAUAAGAUUAGAGAAAAACUUAGGGAAAUAAUGGAGGAACAAAUUGGGAUGCUGAAAUCAAGCAGGGAAGAACCACUAAGUAUCUCAGAAGCACCACCGCCAUCAGACACUGAUCAAAGAGCAGAGACAAAAUCAAAGGGUGGGGAGCAGCAAGAAGAAGAAGAUAAGCUUCAAGGAGGAGACAAUAAUGCAGCAGCCAGAGCAACUCAUGAGGACAAGGCAGAUAUGUUGAAGGCUAAGACAGAGGAAGGGGAAGAUGGAAAUACAAGCAAAUGAUGAGUCUUCAAAGCAGCAGCAGCAUGACGAGCCGACAAGGUGGUGCUCUUCUUCAUCUCCUUCCACUACUCCCACAUGGAUGGGACAGAAAUGGUGGCUUGCCAUGGCAACUCCUAGCCCUUCUGUGAAUAAUUACUCUCUCUCUCUCUCUCUCUCUCUCUCACGUGUACGGUUAUUGU
Messenger RNA from Prunus avium (sweet cherry), 655 nucleotides. The record is from RefSeq and is a predicted model, not a curated record. NCBI's taxonomy places the organism in Eukaryota, Viridiplantae, Streptophyta, Magnoliopsida, Rosales, Rosaceae.